AUGACUGCCAAUGACUCCGCCGAGGUGGCCGCUGCCGUCUCACCAGCCAACAAUGGAAGUCUAACGAACACAGAGGUUGUUUCGACCUCCGCGGAAACCGAGCCGACCGCGUCUCCCAAUGUCGACCAGAAGCCCGCCGUCGAUCUUCAGCUUCCGACCUCCGCCGCCGAUGGUCUGAUCCAGAAGCCAUUCCCGAAGCCGCUCGAAUCCAGCAAGCCCCAGCCGCCUGCAAAGCUCUCCGUGGACCAGCAGUCCAAGUAUGACGCUCUCCUGAAGACUGUCUCGUCAUUGGAGGCCAUUCCGAACACGGCUGCAAAGGACGCCUCGACAGCCCCAGUCACCGACGAUGAGCGGAUGUGGUUGACUCGCGAAUGCCUGCUUCGAUACCUGCGUGCCACUAAGUGGAACGUUGCCGAAGCCGAGACUCGACUCAAGGCCACCCUUACCUGGCGCCGCGAGUACGGCAUGGAGAAAUUGACCGCCGACUAUAUCUCGGUUGAGAACGAGACUGGCAAGCAGGUGAUUUUGGGUUAUGACAUUCAUGGCCGGCCGUGUCUUUACCUCCUGCCCUCCAAUCAGAACACGGAGAAGAGCGAGCGUCAAAUCCAGCACCUUGUCUUCAUGCUGGAGCGUGUCAUCGAUCUCAUGGGCCCCGACCAGGAGACGCUUGCCUUGCUGGUCAAUUUCAACGAGACCAAGUCCGGACAGAAUGCCUCCAUCGGCCAGGCGAGGGAGACUCUUAGCAUUCUGCAGAACCACUACCCCGAGCGACUGGGCCGUGCCCUCGUGAUCAAUGUUCCAUUCCUGAUCUGGGGUUUCUUCAAGGUCAUCACUCCUUUCAUUGACCCGUUGACUCGGGAGAAGCUCAAGUUCAAUGAGGAUCUGCGCAAGCACGUUCCUCCCACCCAUCUGAUGAAGUCUGUUGGCGGUGAAGUUGAAUUCAAAUAUGACCACUCCACCUACUGGCCUGCCCUGAACCAACUGGCUGAACAGCGGCGCGAGACUUAUCGCGCACGCUGGAUCCAAGGCGGCAAGCAAAUCGGUGAAUUCGAGAACUUCUUGAAGGGCGAGGACAUCCUCUCCGUCUCCCAGGCCAAGGAGAACUAA
Molecule: messenger RNA, 1107 nt
Organism: Penicillium argentinense
Lineage: Eukaryota; Fungi; Ascomycota; Eurotiomycetes; Eurotiales; Aspergillaceae
Product: CRAL/TRIO domain protein
Exons: 2
Coding region: 1-1107 (368 amino acids)
Molecular function (GO): phosphatidylinositol transfer activity
Source: RefSeq, a predicted model, not a curated record